CCGUCGCCCCGUAAUGACGCCAUCAGCUCGCUCUGCCACGUCUCUCCUGGGCAGCAGCAGUUGCGGAGAGUUGGGGUGACGGAGGCUGUUGCUGCUGCAGAGGGUGGUCCGGCUGCCCCUGCACCCCCACUGCUUGCACACUGCCCGGGCCCACCAUGCACCAACAGCACCGAUCUGCCCCGGCCCCUGUGUCAGCCUGACAGCCCAGCCCGCAGCUGCUGUGGGAAGAGAAGGGGCUCAUCUGAUGCCUGAGCUGCUGCCCCCACUGCUGCCUGUACAUGUACUUCCAGAUGAACAGCUUCUGUGGAAAUGUUUUACAAGAGCCUAAAGGGCACCUGUCAACUGCCUACAGCGGACUUAGCUGGAAACGACGGUACGCUGUGUUCCAGGCCGUGGAGUGGAGCUGACUGUUGGACGUGGACUGGCACCUUGUCAUGCCCGGUGGAAGAAGGGGUCCUAGUCGGCAGCAGUUGAGCCGUUCAGCUUUACCUUCUCUGCAGACUUUGGUUGGCGGGACGUGUGGCAAUGGCACAGGGCUGAGAAACAGGAAUGGUAGCGCCAUUGGCCUAUCCGCCCCUCCAAUAACUGCCUUGAUUACCCCGGAGCCGGUACGUCACAGCUGUAUCCCUGAGCUGCCGCUGGAUGGGAGCCUUCUCUUCGAGUUCCUCUUCUUCAUCUACCUUCUGGUGUCACUAUUUAUCCAGUACAUCAACAUAUACAAGACUGUGUGGUGGUACCCGUACAAUCACCCUGCCUCCUGCACAUCUCUGAAUUUCCAUCUCAUUGAUUAUCACCUGGCAGCUUUCAUCACAGUAAUGUUAGCCCGCCGCCUGGUCUGGGCCCUCAUAUCACAGGCCUCUCAGGUAGGAUCAGCAUCCAUGGUUUAUUACAGCUCUCUGAUUGCUGCCCGCCUGGUCCUGCUCACGCUGUGCGGGUGGGUGUUCUGCUGGACGCUUGUCAAUCUAUUCCGCAAUCAUUCAGUACUGAACCUCCUGUUCCUGGGCUACCCGUUUGGGGUGUAUGUACCUCUUUGCUGCUUCCACCAAGACAACCGCUCCCAGCCUCUGCCCACAGACUGCGGCUACCUCGUGCAGGACUCAUUAGUGGAGGACGGUGCUAAUGGCGUGGCCAGUCUGGUCCGACCCAAAGACUUCCUCUCUCUCCUACGCGAGUCCCUGAGGGAACAGUUUAAUUCCCCCCCUUCUAUCCCGUCCCACAGCUGCCCGCUGUCCCCAGACCUCAUACGCAACGAAGUGGAGUGUCUGAAAGCGGACUUCAACCGCAGGAUUAAGGAAGUCCUGUUCAACUCCCUCUUUAGUGCCUACUAUGUGGCUAUUCUGCCUCUGUGCUUCGUCAAAAGCACUCAGUAUUAUGACAUGCGCUGGUCGUGUGAGCACCUCAUUAUGGUGUGGAUCAAUGCCUUCGUCAUGCUUACCACACAGCUACUGCCGCCCAAGUAUUGCGACUUGUUACACAGGUCGGCGUCCCACCUCGGCAAAUGGCAGAAGCUGGAGCACGGGGCCUACAGCAACGCUCCACAGCACAUUUGGUCGGAUGGCACGGUCUGGCCACAGGGUGUCCUGGUACGACACAAUCGCAGUUUAUACAAAGCCAUGGGGCCGUAUAAUGUAGCAGUGCCUUCAGACGUCUCACACGCCAGAUUUUAUUUCCUCUUUCACCGGCCGUUACGGCUACUGAAUGUGCUGGUGGCGAUGGAGGGCAGCCUGGUGCUGUACCAGCUCUACUCCCUGCUCCGCGCCGAGAAGUGGAACCACACGCUCUCCAUGGCGCUUAUCUUGUUCUGCAACUACUACGUCUUGUUCAAACUGUUACGGGACAGAAUAGUAUUGGGAAGGGCUUAUACUUACCCACUCAACAGCUAUGGACUCAAGCCCCACUGAAGCCACCGGACGGAUUUGGUGGAGAGCGUAACCGCAAUGUAGGGAGAAAAAAACAAAACAAAGGAAAAAAAACUAUUUUCAUACAGUUCUAUUUUUUUCUGCCAAUGUUUAUAAAUAUUUAAGAUAUUUUAUAUUUUGUAUACAAUUUUUUUUUUCUUUUUUUUUCUUGUGUUCACCUUGUUGGGGAGAGCUGUCACCGGUAUAUCAAAAGGGUUUAUAGUGCAGGUAUUAUCGUAUACAUAUGCAGUUUGUGUAUGUGCAAGUCCUAGAGCGAGAUGUGUAUGUGCAGAUCUUUCUGCCCCUUGUGCCAGCUGAACGGGUAUAAGACAGUGUUAUCGGCACCCGUUCACCAGAUUCCAGUGCCACUUGCCUGUGUUAUUGGUCGCAGAGCUUGAUAGUAUUGACAAGAACAAUUAAAAAGAAAAAAAACUUUA
Messenger RNA from Pseudophryne corroboree (corroboree frog), 2335 nucleotides. It is a transcript of the gene TMEM39A, whose product is annotated as transmembrane protein 39A. NCBI's taxonomy places the organism in Eukaryota, Metazoa, Chordata, Amphibia, Anura, Myobatrachidae. The record is from RefSeq and is a predicted model, not a curated record. Gene Ontology annotation, cellular component: endoplasmic reticulum membrane. The coding region runs from base 435 to 1901 and encodes 488 amino acids. Gene Ontology annotation, biological process: negative regulation of autophagosome assembly; negative regulation of autophagosome maturation. The transcript has 10 exons.